CCACGUUUCAAAAUUGGGUGUAACUGAUCUUGCUUUUAUAUUUUUAGGCGUGACAGUAUUGCUGUGUCUUCUUUGAUGUUGUUACUGUUAUAUCAACGUUUGAUCAUAAGGAGUGAAAGCCGUGUUUCAUCAUGCCACAGACUCACAGAAGCAUAGCUUUUAGUGGCAAAAAGAAAAAAGAGCAGCUUAAAGCUCGUAGAGAACGAAAAAUAUUAAUAAAAAAUAGGGAAGUUCCAGAACACCAGCAAUCUAAUUACCAGAGCAGAUCAGAAUCAUCUGAGGCUGUCUCAGUUACCCUAUCACAAGAUGAGAGUGCAGAAGAACAUGUGAAUUACUUUGAGGAUACCCAAGUCAUUAAUCAACAGCCCAGAGCCAGGGGUAAUGUGAACAGGUAUAAUUUAAAAUUUAGAAGAGAGACGCCUGAAGAGGUGGAAAAGCGAAAAGCUCUACAUUAUUCUGAAAUUGACUUAAUUCCAGAAUAUGAAUUAGAAGCAACAACAGAUCAGUUCUACCCACCUGGACUUAGCUAUCCAAAGCGGCCACCCUGGAAGAAGAAUGUGACAAAACAUGAGCUAGAUCGUAGUGAGAACAGACAUUACAGAUUAUUCUGUGAACAGCUGAACAAGGAUUUUGCUGGAGCUGAAUUAAGUCUCUAUGAGCUGAACCUAGAAACAUGGAGACAGCUAUGGCGAGUGACAGAAAUGUCUGAUGUAUUACUUAUUAUUGUGGAUGCUCGUUUCUCGGUUGCUCAGUUCCCUCCAUACCUGUAUGAACAUCUUGUUGAGCAGGAAAAUAAAGGAAUUAUUCUUAUCUUAAACAAGUGUGACCUUCUGCCGCCAGCUGUAAUUGUGGCUUGGGAAGAGUACUUCCAUAACAAGUUUCCAAGGUUGCUUAUUGUUCCAUUCUCAUCAGUGGAGGGCUAUGCUUUCAGGAAAGGAACACUGAAAAUAUCUGCUGAAGGCUCUCUGAGGCUUGUUGAUGCUUGCCAGAAGUUGGUUGAAGACUCAGUUGAUCUCAAUCCUUGGAGAAGGAAGAUAGAAGAGGAGAAGGAAAUGGAGAGUGAGGUCAGCCAAGAGUGUAAAGCUACAGAAGGCAUGACAGUGAUGCCUCAAAGUACCAGUCCCGAAGUUCAUCAACGUUUCAAGGAUGGCGUUCUUACCAUAGGAACAAUUGGUCAUCCUAAUGUUGGAAAAUCCUCACUUAUUAAUGCACUCAUGGGAAAAAAGGUAGUGAGUGUGAGCAAAACUCCAGGCCACACCAAACACUUUCAGACCAUUUUCCUUACAAAAAAUGUCAAGUUGUGUGACUGUCCUGGUUUGGUGUUCCCAUCCACAAUCUCAUUACCGCUGCAGGUGAUGCAAGGUAGCUAUCCCAUAUCUCAAGUUCGUGAUCCAAUAAACGUUGUUCACUAUAUUUCCUCAAGACUUGAUAUUCCUAGGCUGCUCAAGCUAUCUAAUAUGGAACUUCAGGACUCCAGAUGGACAGCAUACUAUAUAUGUGAAGCUUGGGCUAUAAAACGGGGAUAUCACACUCGUGUUCGAGGUGGGCUAGAUGUCUCAAGAGCAGCCAAUGAAUUGCUUCGAAUGUGUCACAAUGGCCAGAAGUCUCUCGUACUGUAUUUCAGGCCCCCAGGCUACUGUCAGACUAAAGAAAAAUUUGAAUCCCAUCCUCGGGUAGAAGAUAUAAAACUCAUCCAAGGAAUUCAUGCCCAAACUAUGGAACCAGUGCCUCAUGAAACAAAACUGGAUGAGGAAGUGGAGGAUGAGGAAGAUAUAGUAGAAGACAUGGAGAAAACAGAAAGUGAAGAGGAAGAGGAGUGCGAGUCUGAAAGUGAAGAGAUGAACAGGACCAGUGUAGUUAACAAAUUUGCCGUACUAGGUGAAGAUGAUUAAAAAUGUUCAGAUAAA
Cherax quadricarinatus is the source of this 1907-nucleotide messenger RNA. RefSeq names its product Nucleostemin 4 (gene Ns4). Gene Ontology annotation, molecular function: GTP binding; GTPase activity. NCBI's taxonomy places the organism in Eukaryota, Metazoa, Arthropoda, Malacostraca, Decapoda, Parastacidae. The record is from RefSeq and is a predicted model, not a curated record.